AUGGAAGCGGAGGACACAGUUGGACCGGCCAUUUCGCUCACCUCUUUCGAAGGUCCGGUUCUUUUCAAUGACGAAGGUUUUGAGAUCUUUGAAACAGCCGGUGAGGAGGCGGGUUCCGUUGGGAGUGUUGUGGAGUUAGCGAUGGAGGGCGCACCUUCCUCCUCCCAUGGAAAGCAGCACUGGCCAGGUAUUGAAGGAAUGCGCGCGGUAGAAUUGGUGGAGUCGAAAUGCUACAGAACACCUCAUGGGUUUCAGAAGGAGGCCACGUUUCCAUGUCAAACUCUAUGUGAGGAACCUUCUACCUCUAAUUUCGAAGAUCUGGUUACUACUGUUCCCGAACAGGAAGAAGCGCAGGUAGCUUUAUCAACUAAAAUGUUUGAAUGUCUAGCAUUUUUUCAGAUAGCAGUUGUAGAAUUUUGCGGAAUUUUCAUAGUCUUUGACAAGUCGCCGCCGGACCACUCGAAAAGUUCACGUUGA
Messenger RNA from Ostertagia ostertagi, 477 nucleotides. NCBI's taxonomy places the organism in Eukaryota, Metazoa, Nematoda, Chromadorea, Rhabditida, Trichostrongylidae. The record is from the annotation of a GenBank genome assembly.